Cyclospora cayetanensis is the source of this 384-nucleotide messenger RNA. Its product is annotated as serum response factor homolog A-like. Lineage: Eukaryota; Apicomplexa; Conoidasida; Eucoccidiorida; Eimeriidae. The record is from RefSeq and is a predicted model, not a curated record. The transcript has a single exon. The annotation marks the transcript as partial.
AUGCAACAGCAGAAGCAGUUCUUGCUGCAGCAGGAGCAGCAGCGAAAGCAGCUCCAGCACCUGCUGCAGCAGCAGCAGGAGCAGCAGCGUCUGCUGCAGCUGGCCGUGGAGAGACUCGAACAGCUACGGAAGGAGGAAGACAGAGACAACAGACUGCACCGCAUGGAAGCCUGCAAGCACCCCCGGCAGCAGCAGCGCGUGCUGGCACUGCUGCAGCAAAACUCCCUCCGCAUGCACAAAGAGAGGAAGCUGCUGAUGCAGCAGCUACAGCAGCAACUCGACAGCUACCAAGCCCAGCGUCAACAGCUCCAGCAGCUGCAGCACCAGUACCUGCAGCAGGAAGAUUAUCAACGCUCUCUCCAGCGGCAGGCGCUGCAGCAGCAA